This is a messenger RNA of Tripterygium wilfordii, 4244 nucleotides long. Its product is annotated as protein ENHANCED DOWNY MILDEW 2-like. NCBI's taxonomy places the organism in Eukaryota, Viridiplantae, Streptophyta, Magnoliopsida, Celastrales, Celastraceae. The coding region runs from base 196 to 3138 and encodes 980 amino acids. The record is from RefSeq and is a predicted model, not a curated record. The transcript is spliced from 20 exons.
UCAAAACGUAGAUAUUUCGUGCACCAGACGUAGUCCGUACGCACUACAUUUUUGGCAUGGCAUUCAUUUCUGGAAGUUAAAACCUAGCGCACUAAUCCCUUCCUUCACAGAAAUCAUUUUCCGGUGGUAGGAACACGGAGCUGUUGUUGCGGUUUCUCAACGUCGUCUGCGGGACUUGAGUAGGAGUGUGUAUCCAUGGCAUCUUCCGAUGAAGAGGGUGAAAUUUUGCCACUAUGUGUCACAGAUUACUUUUUCGAGGACAACAAUGGUACAGUGGUUUCCUUUUCUAUAUUGCCAAUUCAAUGGAAUGAGACAGAGGUCAUAGGCGACUUGGAAGCUCAUGUCUUCUUACGUGGGACUUGUGAUAAUGGACUUCAAUCGGUUCACAAGAAGGUCAUAGCAUGGAGGUUUGAACUUUCCUAUGUGCAUCCAGAGAUUUCUGUGCUCUCCAAUGACAAAAACUGGGUAACACUCUUAAGGCCUAAAAGAAGCUAUGAGACCAUAGCGAGGACAAUAUUGGUCACUGUUCACUGGCUUCAUCUUUCAAAAAGGAAUCUGGAGGGAUCUGAAAAAUCACCAUGGAAUUGCUUGCUGAAGGCCUUCAGCUCAUAUGAGGUUCAACCAACUGAGAAUGAUUUGCUAAUUCACAAGUCGUUAAUCAAAGAAGCUGCUAACAGGGAUGGUGUUUUGGCAACUUCUAAGCAUUUGAUUACUCUAAUGGAGAAGUCUUUUACAAAUGAAACUCUCUAUGAGGAUAUCCAAACAACAAAGAAACCUGAGUUUAUAGUUGAUUGGGACGAUGAUGACGAUAAUGACGGUGAAGAAGUAGCUGAGCAAGAGUUUUCCUUUGAAACUGUUUGCUCAAUAUGCGACGAUGGUGGUGAUAUUCUGAAUUGUGAAGGGUGGUGCCUGAGAGCAUUUCAUGUAACCAUUGCUGCUGGGGUUCAGUCUUCUUGUGCAACUCUUGGCUUUAAUUACGAUGCUGAAGUGGAGGCAAUUCCGACUUUUUUGUGUGACAAUUGUGUACAUCGGCAGCAUCAAUGUUAUGCUUGUGGCAAAUUAGGUUCCUCUGCUAAGUCUUCUGCUCAAGAGGUUUUUCCUUGUGUUUCUGCUACUUGUGGACACUUCUAUCAUCCAGGAUGUGUUGCAAAACUGCUCCAUGCUGAUCAUGAUUCUCAAGCAAAAGAAAUGCAAGUUAAAAUCGCUGCAGGAGAAUCAUUUAUCUGCCCCAUCCAUAAGUGCUGUGUUUGUAAACAAGUUGAAGAUAAGAAGAUUUAUGACUUGCAGUUUGCACUUUGUAGACGUUGCCCAAAAGCCUACCAUCGGAAAUGUUUGCCCAGGGGCAUCACUUUUGGUUCUAUACAAAGGGCUUGGGAAGGCCUGUUGCCCAAUCGGAUUCUCAUAUAUUGCAUGGAGCACGAAAUCAUUGAUAAACUCGGAACUCCAGCUAGAGACCAUUUAAUAUUUCCUGGAGUACAUGGGAAAAGAAUAAAAAGCACUUCAGAGCUGCUAUCAAAGAACAGACAGGCUGUGGCAACAAAGAGCAGUAUGAGUUUUUAUAGAUAUGCCGCAGAUAAAACUGUAGUGAAGAGGCCAAAGCUUGUUCUAAAGACACGCAGAAUAGUUGAAGCUGGUGAUUCUACUCAAAGAGUUAAAAAAAGAUCUCCUGGGGAUUUUGAUCAAACAAAGAAACCUCAUAAAAUUGGUGUGGGUAGAAAGCUUUUGAAGGAUGACUUUAAUUCUGUCUCUUACGGGUCCUUUAAGAUGGGCAAACCCAAGUUAUCCUACAGAAAUGUGAACUCAUCAGCAAACUUGAAAUCCAAUUCAAUUGAGUUUAAAGAGAGAAAAGAUAUUGAAACAGAACAGCGAAUGCUGGCACUCAUGAGAGAUUCCACUUUGUCAUUGAAUAUGGAAGAAUUCAUGAAAAAGCGGAAAAUUCCAGCCACAUACCGCUCCAAGAGUGCAUUGGACAAGACAGUGACAAUGGGUUUAAUUGAGGGUUCUGUGAAGGCCGUUCGAACAGCUUUACAGAAUUUAAAGGAUGGAUGCAGUAUUGAAGAAGCUAAAACUGUUUGUGACCCGAGUGUUCUCAAUCAGAUUGCUAUAUGGAAGAGGAAACUUGGAGUAUAUCUUUCACCGUUUCUCCAUGGGAUGCGCUAUACGUCAUUUGGUCGCCAUUUUACAAACAACAAAAAGCUUAAGGAGAUUGCCGAGCGGCUACAUAGGUUUGUGCAGGAUGGUGAUACUAUAGUCGACUUCUGCUGUGGUUCAAAUGAUUUCAGUUGUAUCAUGAAAGAAAAGCUUGAAAAAACCGGAAAGUUGUGCGCAUUCAAAAAUUAUGAUCUUAUGCCAGCCAAGAAUGAUUUCAAUUUCGAGAAGAGAGAUUGGAUGUCUGUUCAAUUGGAAGAAUUGCCUAAUGGUUCGCAGUUGAUCAUGGGAUUGAAUCCGCCUUUUGGGGUGAAAGCUUCUCGUGCAAAUGAGUUCGUCCGGAGCGCUCUCAAGUUUAGACCAAAGCUUAUAAUUCUUAUUGUUCCCAAAGAAACCAAAAGACUGGACGAAAUAAGUGACUAUGAUUUGAUUUGGGAGGAUGACAAGCUACUCUCGGGCAAGUCAUUUUAUCUACCUGGAUCAGUUGAUGUCUUUGACAAGCAGUUGGAGCAAUGGAACUUGAAUCCACCCCCACUUUAUCUUUGGAGCCGCUCUGAUUGGACUGCCAGGCACAAGGCAAUAGCACAGGAGUGUAACAACAUGCCUAAAAUGCAAGAAGAGAUGUACAGGAAAGAAACCAAUCUAGACCAAAGUAGCUUUGAUCAUCCGAUUAACUGCACUCUCCCAUGCAAGCAUAAAGAAGGCAAUCUUCCUGGAUAUAAUGACAUUGAAGUUGGAAACCACAGUGAUCAGGGGAUGAAACAGUCCUAUGAAAGUCUGAAUGAGAUUACGCAGGAAGAUAGAGGCAGACUGGGGUGUCGCUACCAGAUAAAGAAGAAGAUGGGAUACCUAUGGCUCUUGAUGAUGUGUGCAUUGACAUGGAGUUAUCCUCUCCAAUUAACUGCACAGACUUCCAAAGUAUGUUCGACAACAAACCACUUGAUGUCCAUGAGUCUUCCUCUACGGGAGGCAAUGGAAUUUGGGACCUAACUAGCCCUCCGCUGCAUGAUCUGCCAUUUAAUGCUGAAUAUCAGGGGAAACAAGAUAAUGUUCUGGGAUAUAUGACCCAUAACUUUGGGAAUCCAUUCAUUGGGCUCGUCAACAACAAUUUGAGUAGUUUGGGUCAGCCAUCUCAUGUUACCCACCUCGCUGAGCGGCACUGGAGUGAGAUGAAUCUGAGAACUCGCGCUGACCAACAUGAGCAACAGCAAGAUCAAAGCCUAUUUUUCCAUCAAUUUGGCCAUCUACCAUCUGCUACUUAUCCAAAUUACCCUUGGUGAGUGAAGGUGGCAAUCAUCCUGCUCCAAUCUAUCAAAUGUCUCUCUUGGACUACAACUUGUUUUGCCUAGUGAAUGUAUGGACCAAUGGAUGCAGUCAUUCCUGGACUUCCAUAGGCUACUGCAAAAUUUACAGGCUUUUCACAAAAGCAUUUUUGUUUCCUAGGAUGUAUGUUAUGUUGGAGAUGGGUCUACAAUCUUCUUGGGGUUCCCAUAAGAGAUCUUCCUUUAAAUACAAAAUUCAGAAAAGAUGGAAGGAAUUGUCGAUUGAGAUGGGUUUUUUGCUUUUGUAAAAAAUUUGAAGGGUGUUGAGACGUCGGAAGGGUUGUUUUAUGCAACAAGGGUAAGUUUAACUAGGAUUGUUAAUGGGCUUUGAGAGCUAAGAGUUAAGAUAUAGUGCUUCAGUCAUUUUAAGAUGUAAAAGCCCAUCUAUUGAAGUCCGGCUCACAACUAAGUGACUAACCGACGAAUAAAUUCGAUUGUGGGCUUCUUAAGGGUAGUCCGGCCCAUUCAUGGUCAACUGAUUAUUAAUCAGAUGGGCUGGCCCAUUCACGAAAAACAUUACAACAACGGAAAAAUAAAAGAAAAGAAAAACUGACAAAAAGGACUCUAUCAUUAAUAAAUAAAGAAAUGCAACAUUUAUUUUUGCAAUCGGACAAGUGACAACGCCUCUAAGGGCAAAUGUAAUGGUGAAAUGAUUUUGGGCCAACAAAGAUGUUGUCUUUUGCUGAUGUGGUUGUAUUGUAAAAUGUGUUUUGCUUAUGUGGCUGUAUUGGGAUAAGUGUUUUGCUGAUGUGGAUGUAUUGAUAUUUAAUGUUU